CCCGCUGGCGGGGGCGGGGCUUCUGCGCUUCCGCUUGGAGCAGCUCCGGGGCCGCGGCUGAGCUGGCGGGAUGCGGCCGGGGGCGCCCGCGGGCAGCGGGUGGGCGGUGCGGGCGGCGCAGACCGGGCUCAGCUGGGGCGUCACCGUGGGGCUCUUUCUGCACAACACAGAUCUCCGGAGGCAGCUUGAGCGGGGAGAACUGCUUCAGCCUCUUUUGUUCACCUUGCUGGUUCUCUGUUCCGUCGUCCUGUAUUUUGUUGUGUCGCUCAUGAACCCAGGCUACGUGGAGCAGAGUGAGGACGAGAAGGACUCAAUGACCGGAGAAGAGAAAGCCAAAACAUUCUCUCAGGAUCACAGCGUCCGUCUGAGGCGGUGUGGAUACUGCAUGGUGAAGCAACCUUUGCGAGCCAAGCACUGCCAGGCCUGCCAGCAGUGCGUCCGUCGCUACGACCAUCACUGUCCUUGGAUUGAAAACUGCAUCGGGGAGAGGAAUCACCCACUUUUCAUACUCUAUUUGGGGGUGCAGCUCGCCGUCCUGCUCUGGGCUCUGCAGUUGGCUUGGUCCGGCCUGAAUUUCCAGCCGUUCUCCUGGGUCUGGUUUCAGUGCCACCUGCUCCUCCUCCUCUCCUUCCUGCUCCUCCUCGUCUGCACGGUGGUUGCGACGCUGCUGCUGGGCUCCCAUCUCUACCUCAUCUCCUGCAACACCACCACCUGGGAGUUCAUCUCCCGCCAUCGCAUCUCCUACCUGAAACACUGCAAGGUGGAGAAUCCCUUUGACCAGGGGGUCCUCCUCAACCUCUGGAGGUUCUUCUGCGCGUGUCGCCUGGUGGCCUGGGAGAAACUCUACCCUCCAGAGGAGAGCGAGUUGGUGUGAACGCAGGAGGAUCUUGAGAGAUGAAUCGGACCAUCCUAAGGGCCUUAAGCCUCAACAGAAGCUUUGGAGAGGACGCCGAAGCACCAGAUCAUCGUCCUGACUAGGAGAAGGACCUAUUUACAGAAGCAUCACCUCUUCUAACCAAAGGCUAAAAUCUGACAGGAUGUUGGGGAUGAGGCAGUGGGGGGGGGGCUAACCCUAAAACUGGAGAUCCACCAUUGAGAUUUGGAGAUAUAGAGAUCUGGGCAGUUGUUACAAAGAAGAACCGAAGGAGAAUCCUACAGCGUCAAGGCAGGAAGCAGGAAACACAGGCAGCCAAACAUGAAAAGGUCCAGAAUCCCCGGCUUGAAAUACAAGUCGUGAUUUCGGCCGGAUGUUCGUAUCGAACUGAGGCUGGGGAGACGGGCGCUCCCUGGAAGCUGAGCGGUUUUGCAAAGAACAAGGCAGCUUCACCUGGUGCCGUGGGGUUUAAGAGCUUAAAGAAAAAAGGUUUUAAUCCAACACUAACGUUAAUAAAAGACCAAAGCUUGCA
Molecule: messenger RNA, 1406 nt
Organism: Crotalus tigris (Tiger rattlesnake)
Lineage: Eukaryota; Metazoa; Chordata; Lepidosauria; Squamata; Viperidae
Gene: ZDHHC12
Product: zinc finger DHHC-type palmitoyltransferase 12
Exons: 5
Coding region: 71-874 (267 amino acids)
Biological process (GO): peptidyl-L-cysteine S-palmitoylation; protein targeting to membrane
Cellular component (GO): endoplasmic reticulum; Golgi apparatus
Molecular function (GO): protein-cysteine S-palmitoyltransferase activity
Source: RefSeq, a predicted model, not a curated record